Durusdinium trenchii is the source of this 2517-nucleotide messenger RNA. NCBI's taxonomy places the organism in Eukaryota, Dinophyceae, Suessiales, Symbiodiniaceae. The record is from the annotation of a GenBank genome assembly.
AUGAACAUCGGAACCAUCGGCCACGUCGAUCAUGGUAAAACCACCCUCACUGCCGCCAUCACAAAGGUCAUGGCUGAUGAAGGAAGAGCUGAGUUCAAGGCCUACGACGCCAUUGACAAGGCACCAGAAGAGAAGAAGCGUGGCAUCACCAUCAACCAAUCGCAUGUGGAGUACGAAACAGACAAGAGGCACUACGGCCAUGUUGACUGUCCUGGGCAUGCAGAUUAUGUGAAAAACAUGAUCACAGGAGCUGCACAGAUGGACGGUGCGAUCCUAGUGGUCUCAGGCUACGACGGCCCUAUGCCUCAGACACGCGAGCACAUUCUGCUGGCCAGGCAAGUUGGCGUGUUUGGGAGCUCAGAGCUCCGCGCCUCCGGCGCGUCCGAUGGUCCUGAGGAGGCCGCGGAGCUCCGGAGGGCACUGGCCGAACAGACAGGCAUCCCCGCCAGCUCCAUUGGCCUCAACGUCUUGCCACGUUUGCCGGGUGGGCCACAGAACGCUGUGAAGCCGGUCUCUGGUCAGAGCUUGUUGGGCUUUCUGGAGCAAAGCUGCCGUGAGGACCAUGGCGUUUUUCAGCUGCGAGCCUCCUUCGAUCACGUGAGCCAUGAGUCCUACGUACAGGUGCGAGUGGCCUUCCCAGGGACAGCCACCUCCAAAGCUGCAGCCAACAGCAGUGAGGCAGAGCCACCACCCAUCGUCAUCGAGCAGUUCGAACUGGAGGAGAAAAGCAAUGUGGCUGCUCUGAAGAAGUUGAUCCAUGGCCGAUCCAAGUUCCCAUUGGAUCAGAUCGUCCUUCUCUUGGGCUGCCGAAGGCUACACGAGGAGCUUCCGAUGGGCCGUGUGGCGGCCGCGGCAGAAGCAUCAGGGUCUCCACUGCAGCUUCACCUGGCAGUCAAGGGGGCAUUGGCCUUCUUGAGGCGUGAGGGUCAGGGACAUCGUGAGCGUCAAGACGAUGCUGAAGAGAUGUGUGAAGAGCCGGAGACAUUGAAGCUGAUCCUUCCGAGAUGCGUUCGAGGUUGCCGAGAGCGCCUCAUGCCAUUUAAUUUGCAGCAAAGCCUUAGCGACUUGCGCUGGUCAGUGCAAAGCAUUUGUGGCCUCUCUCCUGCACGGAUGAGACUUCUGCUCGAUGGUGAUUUCGAUUUGUCCUGCGAGGAUGAGACGAGCUCCUUGGAGAGUUUGGGCUUCAAAGAUGGAUGCCGUCUUCUCGUGGAACAAGCGUGUGCGGAUGCCGUGAGUGAUUUCGAUAUGCCUGUGGAUAUCCCAUCCACCGGCCCAGCCAGUUCGGUCUAUGAGGCCGCAGCCACAAAGCUUGGCAUGGCGGACUCUUCCAAGCUAUCCCUCUUCGCAGGAACCGAGCUGAUCAAUCGCCAUGCCGACCUCUCACUGGCACCCAUCGCCGAUGGGGUCGUCCUCUCUGCAUACUGCAACUGGCCACUGAAGUUGCCUGUGGCAGUACUUCAGUCAGGAAAGACUCAAGCAGAAGCAGACUUGGGGCUUCCAGGCCAAGUGACGGUCCGCAGCUGCGACACCGUGGCCGAAGUGCGUUUGAGGCUUCUGGCCGCGUGCGGUGCGGAGGCGCGGGCGGAGGCCGAGGCGGCGCUCGAGGGAAGCUUGGCACUGGCAGUGGAUAGCGAGCUUUGGCAACGAGAGGGCGCCAGCAUACAGAGCUUGGCUUCUUUGGAGGUUUUGUUGGGCCACUUUACCCCAUGCCCAGAGACAGCUAGACUCUCUCGCUUGGGCAUGGCCGAUGGCGGCUGCCAUUUGAUCUUUGUCACGAAGCGCAUUUUGUCCGUUGAGGUUCAGGUCCACCUGGCUGAAGAGUUCAAAGGCGUCCGUUUGCUUCGCGUGCCGAGCACCCUUCGUCUCUCCGAGCUGUCGGCCAUGUUGAUCCGCAGCCUGCGGCAAAAUGCUUUGGCAGACCUCUCCCCAAGCGAGUUCGCACAGUGCUCAUGGAGGCUCUACAAGCCGGACGAUCUUCCCAGAUCUUCGAGCAUGUCCUCGCAAUCAUCCUUUGGCGCGGUGUCAGACGGAGUCGCAGCAGUAAUUUCCAAGGUGAAAAGGAAGUCUUUGGGCAGCAGUCCAGACUCACCUCCUCGCAAGAGUAGACGUCUGAGCGGUGCCAAAGCAGACUUGGACGACACCAUGUUCUUGGGCGACCUGCUAGCACAACAUCCCGAGCCACAAAGUCGAUAUCAGCAGUUCUUAUGCCCAAUCUCCAUGGACAUCAUGCAAGAUCCCGUGGUGGUCGGCGGAAGCGGCAACACCUAUGAUCGCAAGUCCAUCGAGAAGCAUUUCCAACAUUGCCAUCGCGACCCACUGAACAACAUGGAGCUUCGACGCCCUCAAGACAGGAGGCUCAUUCCCAACAACCAACUCCGCAGUCAGAUUCGCGAAGCAGAAAUCUCUCGAGUGCAGCUGCGGCUUUCAGCUCAUUUGGCCGAACAGCGAAGCUUUUCGAGUGAUGCUCCCAUGGCAGCAUACCUUGGAUGGUGUGCAUCGCUUCUGAGAGGCUCUUGA